AUGUCACAACCAGAAAAUGUACGAGAAAAAACUUCAGAUGAGUGAGUUUUGAACAAAAAAAGCGAAAUUCGAAAAAUCAAAAAAAAAAUUUGCAGAAAAAUGCAAGAAAUAUUGAAUCGUCCAAAAAAGAAUAUCAUUGUGGUGAGUUUUGUGAAACAUUGAAAAUCCUGCAAAUAAAGAUUUUCUUCAUUUCCAGAAAGUUCACCCAGAUCUAAAAGUGGAAGGAAUCUGUAAAUGGUGUGCUUGGGCGGCUGAUCGAAUUCAUGAACAAAUGCCGCCAAAAGAAUUUGGAACUGUUGAAUUGGUCAUCAAAUUGGAUUAUGAGGGAAUGCAAAAUAUAACGAGAGGAAUCAAAAGAGCUAUUAUGAACGAAUUAUUUGAGCAUACUAUUAGAUAA
Molecule: messenger RNA, 397 nt
Organism: Caenorhabditis angaria
Lineage: Eukaryota; Metazoa; Nematoda; Chromadorea; Rhabditida; Rhabditidae
Source: the annotation of a GenBank genome assembly